Camponotus floridanus (Florida carpenter ant) is the source of this 4002-nucleotide messenger RNA. RefSeq lists its product as uncharacterized. The record is from RefSeq and is a predicted model, not a curated record. The transcript is spliced from 10 exons. Bases 180 to 3950 code for a protein of 1256 amino acids. NCBI's taxonomy places the organism in Eukaryota, Metazoa, Arthropoda, Insecta, Hymenoptera, Formicidae.
UAAAAUAUUUGUAUGAUUUAAAUAACUCUUGUCAUUGUCUUCAAUAUGACAAAACGGCCAGUAAUAUCAUCAAUCUUCUAUUAUCUCCCGGCCCACCGGGCCCACUUGGUGAUCACGAAAAUUUACUUACAGGACUGUCAGUCUUUAACAGUAUCUCGUCGGUGCUGGUGUCAGUCACAAUGGCGCUAUCAAAGGCAUUGUUAAAACGUUUAAAUUCAGAUGACAUUCCUGUGGCGAAACGAAUAAAAUUAGCAGAAACUGCUAUGGAUCUAUCACUCAUUCCCAAAGAAGAUUCGCUCGUGAAAUGGCUUUGUAAACUUUGUGUCACGAAUCAAUGUUUGUUGAAAUGCUUGAAUAAUUGUUUAAAAUCUGUCCAUGAAUUGAAGACUAGUACAAAACAAUAUUUGGUCGAUAUGCUUGUGCAAAUAUUAAACAGUAAUAUGACAGAUGUAUAUGAGGAAGAUCUCGAGUGCUGCAGCUUAAUUCUUGCUAAUAAUAGUAUGCGACAAUAUUUUGCAAACAAACCAAAGAAUCUAGAUUUCUUAAAAAUCUUAUUUAAUAAUGUAUCAGAUCGUUCCAGCUGUCAUAAUUCAAAGCAAGAAGAAUAUGAUCAAUUACUCAAACCAUGUAAAUUAUCUCCUGCAGAAAAUUAUGCUAUAAUAAGCAUUAUUGAAAGUCUAAUACAAAUAUAUAAAUUGACGACUAUAAAAAAUGAAUUAAAGUCAAUCUUUAUAUGUGAUAUUUUAUAUCCUAUGUGUAAUUUAAUUGAUCAUAGACAUAUAGAUAAUACAAACAAGUUUGGUAUAGUGGCAUAUAAAUGUAUUCAGCAUCUGUUGCUCAAAGAAACCAAAUUAAUGCAAAACAAACAAACUUCAGAAAGUGUUCAAACAAUGUUCACAGAGUUAUUUUGCACAUUAUCUGAAAAUGUGAAUACAUUAAAUUUUCAGAGUAAUUUUGUAACAUUUCAGUUUAUUUUUCGUGCUGUAAUAGGCACUUACAAAUCAGAUGCUACUUUAGUGGAUGCAUUUUUCAGAAAUCUAAUUAAUUCCUCUGGGAAAUACAAGUGGGAAAUCUUGAGUGUUUUCCUCGAACUACUAAAUAAUAUAACACUCGACUUUGAUAAUACUAUAGAAGAUGUCACACUAUUUGAAUAUUUUCAAAAAAUUAUAACUGAUAUCUUAACAUAUGAUAAUAUUACAUGCAUACAUUAUGGCAUACUUACACAACUAUCAUAUCUCAAUCCACUUUUGAUAGAGAAAAAUAUUCCAGAUAUUUUAAAUAAAAUACUGAUGAAAGAACAAACUAUUGAUUAUACAAACUUAUUAAUUGCUAUUUUGCACUCCAGUACGAAAUUGAGACGUGAACAAAAGUUGAUUUCACAAUUGUUAAUAUCAUUAAAACAGCAUUUGACAACGAAGAAAGUGUACAAAAUGAACAUGGCAUUCUUUCCAUAUGAAUUUAGAAUAAAAUUGAGAGAAACAAUUAGCAACUUUUCCAAUACACAAACAAUUGCAACCUUAAGAACAUUAAUACAUUAUUUAAAUGUAGAUUGUGUAGAACUGUUGGAAUAUGAUAUUUCACGUAAAAAUAUAUUAAUAUUACAGGCAACUGUAGAAUUACUUGUUGUACUUUUUGAAGGUACACAGAUUUUUGAAUAUACUAGGACACUGUCCAUCUAUGAGAAGUUUGUUAAUGAUUUAGAUAAAUUGGAAAAUACUUUAUCAUUGUUGAUAAAUAAAGCAUUGUGUUUAAAUCAUGAUAAAAAUAUUAUCAUAUUACUGUUAACUGCAGUGCAAUCAUUAAGUGAAAUACAGGACACAUUAAAAUAUUACAUACCAAAAGGUGCUGAUACAAAGAAACUAUUUUUCCCAAUUCUGGAUGAUCCUUGGCAACAAUUAAUUCAGCGAAUAACUAAUUUUGGAGAAGAUAAUUGCAAAAAUAUCAUGAAUAAACUUAUUUUACAUCGAAUAAAAUUGAAUAUAUCAAAUGAACCUAUUAAACUUCAUGGUUUAAUAGGUGGCCUUGAAUAUGCUUGGAGUUCUAUCUUGAAAUAUAACACAAACAUACUUCCAUUAUUAAGUAACAAAGAAAUAUCCAAAGUAACAUGUUUAUUGUUGGAUAAUAUAACAUCAAAUGAACAAGAUUUUCGUGAAUGGCUUGAUUUAUUAGAUAAUGAUUGCCUUCAAGAAAAUAGUCGCUUUGUAACGUGUCUCUUAAGCCAUAUUUUCAUUCAAAUUGGACAUUGUUUGUCAUCAGGAUGUACAAAAUCCAUUACAGAACACAUUAAUGUCAAAUUAUUGACGGAGAACGAAAAUAAUAAUAUGCUAGAAGUUUUGCAAAUUGUAAAAGAAUUAAUAUCACAAGAGCAAUGGGUGCAAAUGGCAGAUGCAAUUUCCUCUAAAAUAGAAUUGUAUUUGGAAGUAUUACUCCAUUUACCAAUAAUGUAUUUUAAUUCUAAUAUGAGAAUGUUAAUAUUCCUAGUUGUAUAUUCCAUUAGUAAAGAAUGUGGAGAAAAUAAAAUAUUGACGUUAUGCAACAUGAUCUUUUCAGAUCUACUAGAAAAAAUCGGCAUCGACAUAUUUCAAUACAUAGAACCAACAAUGUUAAUAAAUCAGUUACCACAAAAAAAAACAUUUUUGAAAGCUUGCGAAUUUUCUCUUCGCAAUGUUAAAACAUAUGCCAUUUUCAAGAGUCUCAAAAGCUGUGCUCAACACAAGGAAACUAUCUAUAGUCUUUUGGAAUGCAUGGAGAUGGUUAAACCAAAACUAGAUACUGAGCAAAAAAUCAUUUUCAGAAAAGCAGAGAAAAAAUUAGUCAAAGCUAUUUUGAAAAUGUUACCUGAAAAAAUAAAUAAUACUUCUGAUGUAAAAUGUUUGAUAGUAAUAUUAAAAAUAACAAUAUCAACUGGAAAAAUUACUGAUACUUUGAAAAAAUUAACUGAAUUAACUCUUGAAAAUAUAUUUAUAAAAGAGGUAACAGAAAAUUCAAAUAAUACUAAUACUAAUAAUAUGUUAUUGCAACAAGGUGUACAAUUGGCUAUUAUAGUUUUACGACAUCAUAAAAUAUUUGAGAUCCCAGAUAGAAUCAUUAAAAACUUAUGGUUUAUAAUAUUGAAGUAUCCUUGCAAGAAUUUGCUUGAAGUCUUAUUAGCAUCUUCUGAAUCAAAAGAAUUUUAUGAAUUUUUAAGAUUACUAUAUGCUAAGACGAUUGAGAGCUUGUCACAAACAAAUGAAGCAACAUGGACGAAUUUGUUUCUCACUUGGAGUGGAAUAAUGAAAACAAACAUGAGAGUCAAACGUAAUAAAGCGCGUUUGGAUGCAAUCAACAAUUUAUUUGAAACUGUACUCAUGUUGAAUAUUCCUGACACAUAUUGGUCAGGUAUAUUGGAUUUAUCUCAUGAUAUAAUUAGCGUCAAGCAUUUAGUUAUACCUGAUACUACAAUUGAUCUUAUUAUAUUGAUUGGUAUAAAAUCGCUCGUUAAAGUAAAAAUAUCGUCAUGUGAUAGUGUGCUUGCCAUCUGUGAAACAUUGAUGAAAGUCAGAACAAAUUUGAUAACAGACAGAUUACCUAAUUUAUUGUUGUUGUAUAGAGCUGUAACAAAUAUCAUUGUCCAUGCGUCAAAAAAUGUGGCUGAUAAAUUUGAAGAGCAUCGAUUUAGAUGUUUCGCAUUCGGUAUCGAAAAACUUACAGGUUUAUUGAUGAAGUUAAAAAAAGAUAUGAUUCGACUAAGUCCCUAUGUGAUAGCCGAUUUUUUGCAUUUGUGUAUAGAAAGCGCUAUACCAUCUUAUAUUAAGAUGGCUUUGUAUAAUUCUCUAUGUCAAUUAAUUAGUAUUUGUGAUCAGCAUGGAAUCGCCUUUUUAUCUCGUACAUUACCAGCAUCAUUGCAGGAAGUCUUCAAAGUACAAUUAAAUACAUUUAAUAAGUUUUACAAAUAUUCUGGCAAGAUUUAAAUCUUCAUUACUUCUCUAGGAGAGUAAUUUUGAUACAAUUUUAAAAAAUGGA